Messenger RNA from Malania oleifera, 3358 nucleotides. RefSeq names its product protein RRP6-like 2. The record is from RefSeq and is a predicted model, not a curated record. Gene Ontology annotation, molecular function: 3'-5'-RNA exonuclease activity; nucleic acid binding; nucleotide binding. The transcript is spliced from 14 exons. Lineage: Eukaryota; Viridiplantae; Streptophyta; Magnoliopsida; Santalales; Ximeniaceae. Gene Ontology annotation, biological process: histone mRNA catabolic process; poly(A)-dependent snoRNA 3'-end processing; nuclear polyadenylation-dependent antisense transcript catabolic process. Gene Ontology annotation, cellular component: nuclear exosome (RNase complex); nucleolus. Bases 94 to 2853 code for a protein of 919 amino acids.
GCCGUUCUCCCAAUGAAAUCUUUAUAAAUACCUAAAAGCUAAACCUGAACGUCGAACGCGAACCCUAGCACAUGAAUCUCGGAAAGUCUGGGCAUGGAGGUCGAUCCUGCUGAUGUCGAAUCAUUGAAGCAAAGGGCUGAAGCAUUGCAUAGAUUGUCCACUGGUUCUCUAUCUUCUUCCAUAUCUAAGCUUUCGCACUCUUUGCGGCACAUUCCUGCCAAGAAAGACUUUCAUUUCUUCUACAACUUCGAAGAAUUCAAAACUCCCGUGAAGGAAAUCGCGGAUAAGUCGCAAUUCCUGCUCGAAAGUGUUGGUACGUCGACGCAUGUCCUGGGCAAAAGCCUGGUUUAUCCUGACGAACUCGACGAUGCAUAUGAUUGGCUGGUGAAUGUGAACGAUGAGGUUUUUGAGCGGUUUGAUGUGUCGGUGGAUGAGUUUCAGGGUGCGAGGAAGAACGAGGUGGAAGCCGUGGGGCUGCCACUGGCGUCCGAUGGUGGGUUUCAGUUGGUUGGUGGGAAGAAGAAGAAGGGUUUUGCGGAGAGAGAAAAUGUAGUGAGUGUUGAUGUGAGUGCGGGCUCUAGUGCUACGGAGGUGAAGGUAGCAUCGAGAGACAAGGUGGGGGCGAAGCCAAGGGUGCCAUUUCACAUACCCACAAUUCCAAGGCCGCAAGAUGUUUUCAAUAUAUUGGUUAACAAUUCAAAUGAGCCAUUUCAACAUGUUUGGUUGCAGAAGAGUGAUGAUGGCACACGAUUUGUACACCCAUUGGAGAAGAUCUCUAUUUUUGAUUUUAUUGAUAGAAAUAUCAAGAGCAUUGAGCCAGCAAAACCGCCGCCAAUAGAGUCUACCCCCUUCAAGCUUGUAGAAGAAAUCAAAGACUUGAAGGCUUUGGCUGCAAAGUUGGGUGCUGUGAAUGAGUUUGCGGUUGAUUUGGAACAUAAUCAAUAUCGGUCUUUUCAAGGAUUGACUUGCUUGAUGCAAAUUUCAACUAGAAGUGAGGAUUUUGUUGUAGAUACGCUAAAGCUCCGCAUUCAUGUUGGUCCAUAUUUGAGAGAUGUUUUUAAAGACCCUGCCAAGAGAAAGGUUAUGCAUGGAGCAGAUCGGGAUAUUAUGUGGCUUCAGCGGGACUUUGGCAUAUAUGUUUGCAAUUUGUUCGACACUGGACAGGCAUCAAGGGUAUUGAAGUUGGAGAGAAAUAGUCUGGAGUUUCUUUUGCAUCACUUUUGUGGAGUUACCGCUGAUAAAGAAUACCAGAAUGCCGAUUGGAGGUUACGCCCUCUUCCUGUGGAGAUGCUCAGAUAUGCUAGAGAAGAUACACACUAUCUUUUGCAUAUUUAUGAUUUAAUGAGGAUCAGGUUGCUCUCAACAUCGACUGAAUCCGAAAAUUAUGAUGCUCUUCUUGUACAGGUCUACGAGCGCAGUUAUGAUGUAUGCAUGCAGCUGUACAAGAAGGAGCUGUUGACGGAUAGUUCAUAUCUCCAUAUAUAUGGGUUACAGGGGACCUCUUUUAAUCCUCAGCAACUUGCUGUGGUUGCAGGCCUUAGUGAAUGGAGAGAUGUUGUUGCCAGAGCAGAAGAUGAAAGUACUGGCUAUAUAUUACCAAACAAAAUGCUUCUUGAUAUUGCCAAAAAGAUGCCUGUUACGACGAGCAAGCUGCGCUGGCUGGUUAAAUCAAAGCAUCCGUAUGUUGAACGCAAUCUUGGUUCUGUAGUCAGCAUCAUUAGGCAUUCUAUCCAGAACGCUUCUGCAUUUGAAGCUGCUGCUGAACAUUUAAAGGGAGGGCAAAUAGAAACAGCAUCUGAAGCAAAUAUGGUUGAUAGUGAUGGAUCUGAACCCUUGCCGCUUGGAGCUUCUACAGUCUUGAAGACUAUGAAUGUCGGAGCAAGCAUUGAUGGUGCCAAUGCAAUAAAUGGUACUACGUGUGCACAGGGUCUUGCAUCUGUGCAGCUUCAAAAAGAGACUCUAAAGCUUGAAGGCAGUGUGGCUAAUUCUGAUGGAGGUGGACAAGAAGUCUCUUCUGAACAUGGUCAAACUGAGAAAAUAAAAACUGACAUGAUUGGUAUUCCAGGGCACGCCCACCCAAUGGGCAGCCUGACCAUUCCAGGGCAGAACAGAGCCACAAAUACUGAAAUGAGCAAGUCACCAGCAGAGAAAGUUGUUGCUGGGGCUACUGUUCAGCUGCUAAAGAAGCCUACCUGUGCUUUCGGAGCAAUGCUCGGGAAUGUGGCCCCAAAAAAAAAGUCUAAUCUUGUUAGAAAUGUCAGCAUUCCUUCAUUAAACUUGGAGAAGGAACAGAUCAAGCUGGAGCAGAUCAAAUCUGCAAUGAACCUUCAAUUCUUUCCAUUUUCUGGAAGGGCUGAACAAUUGAAACCACUUGUAGGAUCUACCGAAGGCUGUGAGACUCGGCGUUUUGAGAUGCAUAAUCCAGAAGAGAGAAUAUUAUUGGAUGGUUGUUCUGAUGUGGACAAACCAGGACAUGGUGAUUCAUAUGAUACGAAACAGGAUUAUGAGCCUACAUCUCUCUCUGAUUUAUCCUCCAGCUUCCAGAAGUGCUUCCAACCAAUUAAUAAAACUAGAAAAUGCAAACAAGUUGAGAAAUCUCAAGAAUCUCAUGGUCUGCCCCAGAUCAAGCCAUUUGACUAUGAAGCAGUGAAGAAACAUGGUAAAUUUGAACAAACUGGGGAAGAAUCAGGUGCAGUUAGUGAUCGCCAUAUGGCUCAACUUGAUUUGGAUGCUAAGAAGAAUUUAGGUGUUGAUCUAAUCCAGAGAGGAGUUGAAGGGUCAGAAGAUUUUCCACUGGGCGUGCGGCGUCAGGCUUUCCCUGCAAGUGGAAACCGAAGUGCAACUUUUUGUUGAUUUUGGACUGUUCAUGCUUGCUUUAAAUGAAGGUGUAGCGUUUCAUUUUUAAAAAAUAUAUGUAUAUUUUCAAGACUUGACCUUUAAAAAAUUAAAUUGAAAGGAAAUCAAAGGCUUAAGGAGCUUUGCUAUUGUUUGUCAGGGAAAAAAAAGUGACUUGAACUGCCAAUUGCGUCAAAAUUUUCAUUUAUUUGGAUUUGUCGAGGAUGCUGACAGGAUCUGAUUUGAGUUGGCCGAACUAUUUCAAACCGGACAGUUAAGUCUCCAUGUUAAUUGUGGGGUUGUUGAUGGGCAGGUUUUGUUUUGGUGACAAACCCAGUUCAUACUAAUUCAAUUCCUCUGUACAGAUGCGGUAGCAGCCAACCGGGAGUAUCAACCCAUCCAAAGUAAUUUGAAAGAUCCUUUAUGCACGAACAAAAACUGAGAACCCAUUCCAAUUAUUGGGUACCAUGUUAAUUGUAAAAUGAUAUUUCAAAUAAUUUAUCUGAAUUACCAUUUCCCUUGA